Molecule: messenger RNA, 1697 nt
Organism: Dioscorea cayenensis subsp. rotundata (Guinea yam)
Lineage: Eukaryota; Viridiplantae; Streptophyta; Magnoliopsida; Dioscoreales; Dioscoreaceae
Product: putative glycerol-3-phosphate transporter 5
Exons: 2
Coding region: 157-1599 (480 amino acids)
Biological process (GO): transmembrane transport; phosphate ion homeostasis
Cellular component (GO): membrane
Molecular function (GO): transmembrane transporter activity
Source: RefSeq, a predicted model, not a curated record
UUGAUAGUAUUACAAUAUUGAUCUAAAUCUCAUCACAACCACACAAUUACCUCGAGAUAAGUCAAAGUUCUGAUCUCCGGACAAUCUCCACCAUCGUUCGCACCUCCCCGUCCAGGCCAUGACCGUUGGCUCUCUGUUCGCCAUGCUCCAUCUCCAAUGGAAACCCUAACCCUAACUCCAUCUCGGAGCCUCCUCUACUACCAGAUCUCCGCCCUUCUCCUCACCUUCUCCGCCUACGCCGCCUUCCACGCCUCCCGCAAACCCCCCAGCAUCGUCAAGCCCGUUCUCGGCCCCGACCCCUCCGAAGCCAAUGCCGGAUGGCCCCCUUUCAACGGGCCCCGCGGGCCUCACCGCCUUGGCGAGCUCGACCUUGCUUUCCUCUCCGCCUACUCCCUCGGCAUGUACUUCGCCGGUCACGCCGGCGACCGCCUUGAUCUCCGCUUCCUCCUCUCCACCGGCAUGUUCCUCUCCGGUGCUUCUACGAUCACCUUCGGCCUCGGAUUCUUCCUCAAAAUCCACCGAUUCACGUUCUUCGUCGCCGUCCAGGUACUCGCAGGGUUAUUCCAUUCAAUCGGAUGGCCGUGUGUGGUCUCCGUGGUGGGGAAUUGGUUCGGGAAGUCAAGGCGAGGGCUUAUCAUGGGGAUAUGGAGCUCGCACACCUCCAUCGGGAACAUCCUCGGAUCGGUGAUGGCCUCCUCGGUUCUCGAGUUCGGAUGGGGAUGGUCCUUCAUCCUCCCAGGUUUGCUCAUCAUUCUGGUUGGGCUCUUCAUUAGGGUUUUCUUGGUGGUUGAUCCGAGAGACGUGGGAUUUGAAGCUCCGGAAGAUCAUGAGGUGAUAACGGAGAUGGAGAUGAAUCCCGGGGAGUGCUUGGAUGAUUUGGGGGAUAUUGGAGAAGAAGAGGAGAAGAUAGGGUUUGUAGAAUCGAAAUGGAAGAAGGAUGAGGAGGAUGCAUUGAAGGCAAUAGGGUUCAUGGAAGCAUGGAGAUUGGAAGGAGUUGCAGAGUUUGCUCUAUGUCUCUUCUUCUCAAAGCUUGUGGCUUUCACCUUCCUCUAUUGGUUGCCCUUCUACCUUCGCCACACUGCUGUUGCUGGGGAGCACUUGUCGCAAAAAUCUGCGGGAAUGCUUUCAACAAUUUUUGACAUAGGAGGAGUGUUAGGAGGAAUUUCGGCAGGGUUCCUUUCCGAUAGUAUUGAUGCGCGUGCUGUUACUUCGAUUUUAUUCCUUGUAUGCUCAAUUCCAGUUCUCAUCAUCUAUCGAAUUUUCGGGAGCAUCUCAAUGUCCUUGAAUAUCGGCUUAAUGUUUCUUUCUGGUUAUUUUGUGAAUGCCCCCUACUCACUUAUCACCACAGCAGUUUCUGCUGAUUUAGGUACUCAAGAUACUGUUAAAGGAAAUUCAAGAGCUUUAGCAACAGUUACAGCAAUCAUCGACGCAACUGGCUCUGUUGGAGCUACCUUAGGACCAUUGCUUACCGGAUACAUUUCGACCAGGGGAUGGAACAGUGUUUUCUUUAUGCUUGUUUCUGCAAAUUCUCUUGCAAUUAUGUUCUUGAUUCGACUUGCGAAAACUGAAAUCAAAAGUAAAAUGAAUGACAGGAAGUAAAUAUAACUGCAUGAUUUAUUUUUGUUCGUUUUUGUAUUCUGUUUUAUGAGUUUGUCAUCUUGAUUUUCUUAAAUUUUGAUGAAAUGCCCUUCCUUUUA